Molecule: messenger RNA, 969 nt
Organism: Penicillium diatomitis
Lineage: Eukaryota; Fungi; Ascomycota; Eurotiomycetes; Eurotiales; Aspergillaceae
Exons: 2
Coding region: 1-969 (322 amino acids)
Molecular function (GO): protein dimerization activity
Source: RefSeq, a predicted model, not a curated record
AUGGCUUUUGAUCGCAAACCCUUUGCUGCCACCAUGUCGCAAGAGGACGAACAAUACUUCAAUCAGACAUUGAGUCCGGAAAUGAGUCCGCACUCACGCCCAAUGGACUACUUUCCCUUCACCAAAGAGUCUCAAGAUUUCCCGGCCAAUUGGGCCUACGACGGCACCAUGGACAUGUUUCCCCUGGACCCGGUCGACAUGAACGUUCUUGGAUUUCCCGAAUAUGUCGACGGCGUCAACGAUGUUGAGUCAAAGGGUCUCUUCAUGGAUCCGUUCAACGCCUCCACGGCCAUUGGGGGACUGAGCAUGCCCACGGCGGAUGACGCUCAUUCUAUUUCUUCGGAAUUUGAAAGCGACGAUCAAUCAUGGUCGUUCAGCGCACGACCAUCUGUCGACAUGACCGCCGCAUCAAUAUCUUCCACCACCUCGCCAGACACUGUACCAAAACCAUUCACUCGCUCCUCCGUCAACAGUGCCAACUCCACCAGCCCCUCCGCCUCCACACGAUCUUCCUCCAGUCCCGAGAUCAAGCCCCAAGAGUACAAAGUCUCGCGCAUUGAGAAGCGUCGGAAGCCUCGCAGCGUCGGUACUGGCGAGGCCGAGAUGACCGCCCCCAUCUCAGAAUCAACCCCUGCCUCGGCCAAGGAUCCCCAAAAUCGCAACGCCGCCAAGCGCGCCGCUCACAAUAUCAUCGAGAAGCGUUACCGAACAAAUAUGAACGCCAAAUUUCUUGCCUUGGAACAAGCAAUUUCCACCUCGAGCGUGCAAAAGUCCUCUCGAGCGAGUGCCGGUGCGGCAUCAACCGCUAGCGCUGGCUCGUUGAAAAAGUCCGAGAUUCUCAGCAAUGCUCUGGCCUACAUUGAGCGCAUUCAGCAGGAGAACCUCGCCGCACAAAAAGAAUUGGCAUUGCUGAAAGAGGGUCUCGUCGCUGGCGGGAUGUGGAGGUCCACCAAACAAGGUCGAUCGUGA